Messenger RNA from Suillus fuscotomentosus, 1808 nucleotides. RefSeq lists its product as uncharacterized. The transcript has 3 exons. The record is from RefSeq and is a predicted model, not a curated record. NCBI's taxonomy places the organism in Eukaryota, Fungi, Basidiomycota, Agaricomycetes, Boletales, Suillaceae. Bases 11 to 1789 code for a protein of 592 amino acids.
AACUAAUCCAAUGCGCUUGCACAAAGGCUCUCAGGCAGCUCUGUUACUACUACUGGUGCACGCUGCCAGAAGAGUCGUUGUGGCAGUCAACUUCUCUCAGUGUUUAAGCGACAUCAAAAGCGACAUCAUUUGGAAUUCAAGUGAUACCGUUCCCCUCGGUGAUUUAUUCGACAGUACCGGACCUUACCGGAUUCACACUCCAAAUGCUAGCCUCGAUGGUUUAUUCGACAGUACCGGACAUCCCGUGUUGAAUGUUUGGGAUGCAACAGCGAUCAGCUACUCGUUGUGUAAAUCCAAAUGCGGAACUGGACAAGAAGGUUUUCAGUGGCCUGAAUUUUCGCAAGAAUUCAGUGCAUGGCUGCUGCCAAAUAUCGCACUGAUUUCGCAGCUCCCCUUUGGCGCACAGUACAGGCUUGAUAAUCUCAUGUCUGCUGUGUUAACUGUUGGUUCACCGACACUUGCUGGUUACUCUCUAUUCCUCACCCUCCUCAACUCUCGCUGGAUCACCUACCAGUUCGACUCGCUGAACUAUCAUCCCAAUUCACAUUUUGCGCUCUCCAUCUUGAGCAGCCUUCAGCAAGUCCCUCUCAGACUACAUCCUGAUCACGAACGCUUGCCAUCUCUCAUCCUUCCGGAAAAUCACUGGUGGAAAUGCCUAGCUGAAUUUGUGGACUACACCCAUACGUGGUCAAUCGCGUCCGCAACCUCCAUUGCAUGGGUCAUCGUCGCCUAUAUUUUGACUGUUGCCAACUCACCAUCGAAUGGUCCAGACUUCCAAUCCAAUGGACAGGCCACUGGCUCAUUGUGGUUGUGGUUGAUUCCGAUAGUCAUCGGAUGGCUGCAGCUGUCCCCGAAAUGCGACUUCAGUCGUGUACAAGCUGCGUAUGACCGUGCAGACAGACACAGUAUGCACACAGGAACAGCAGACGUCCGUGUCGGGAUGCUCCCUGGGUCAUCCCGGAGAGCGUUGGCAAUAACUGCUAAAGAGGAUGAUGUGAUGUCUCCAGACGAACUUCUCACCCCCCCGGUGUUUAAUUAUGCUCGUUCGCUGCGAUGGGCAUCUACAGCAGAGACUAUCUUCAUGGUAUUCAAACAGGACUCAGAGGCAUCAGAGAAUGCCUCUAGCCAUCCUCCCGUGUACGGGAGUGAUGGGGACGAAUCUAGCAUUCACAGCCCUACCGAAAACAUCGAGACCGUCCAAUACAUCGACACUACCCAAAGCAUUCACGAUACGAACCGACGCGAAUCUCUCCAACACAUCGCAGUGCCAGUGUAUUGCGCGGAACCUAAUGGGGUGCAGAUUAUACGCAGCCAUUGGGCACCUGGCGUGUUCACAAGAAUGGCUAUCGCUUCCUGCGCUUCGCUGGGAUUACAAUGGGGAACAGUCGGAGCAUCACUUAUGAUGGCGUGGUUCACUCCUACAACAAAAAUUGGGUGUCGAUUUAUGGGCUAUUUCCUUUACGGAGCCAUUUCGACUUUAAUUUGGAUGAUGCUCCUGGUGUCCAGUAUCCUCGCCCAGUAUUCCGCCGCUGACCCCCGCCGAGUAUCGCUGUCCACACGUGUUGCCAUAAAGUCUUCACACGUCCUGCGGUGGACGGGCAAAUUUCUCGCCAUAGUAAACUUCUUCCUGGUGAUCUUGGCGUGCGUAUUCCAGUACUCCAACUUUUACGAUAGGUGUUACUGCAAUUCCAGCGUGUUUAGCAGGGGAGGCGCAGCGGCGUAUGAUGUGAUUAUCGAAACCACAGCCAAUAAGGGUGCCUAUCAGCAUCAGCAUUCCUUGGUAUCCUGAAUCUUUUGUUGGACACUCU